CUUUGUUUAAAAUUCCCUUUAAUACCAAAACUGUAACAUUGGUGUUCUGUUUUUUAUACUUUUAUAAUCAUGCAUAGAACGGCAGUAUUACCUGGCUUAAUAUUUACUCAGACAUUCAUGUAAAUAAUAUUCAAAAUAUGCAAUGUACCAAAGCAUUUUUUUUUAAAUGAAAUGAUAACUAAAAUAAUAAAAAUAAAAAGAUGGAUGACCCUCCUGUAGGUCAGGUGAGUAAAAACAAACCGUUUGUCAAGCUCAGCAUGUUUAUCAGCCCAGCACUAACAGGAAACUCACAAUAUUCUCAAUGGGAGCCGGUGUUUCAGUGUUUGUGGCUCCCGUCAGAUAUUCUGUUUAUUAAUAGGAGCCUGUCGACACACAAGGUAAAUCCCUUUAAAUAUGUUUAUUUUUCUUUGAGGUGUAUUUCAAUUUGCGCUGCUUCGGAACAGUGGAAGAGCUUUUACAAUGCAGGUUACUCCGGAAGUCCCCUUUAGAUUGUCUCUAACGUGACGUCUAAGUGCAUCCUCGGCUCAGUUUAGUGUCUCUGGGAUGCUGAGCGGGCAGGCGGGGCCGUGUUUGCUUGCAGAGCCCUGCCGUGGAGUGAUGUAGCAGGACGCACGGACACAGAGGACACAGAGACGCAGAGAGGACGUCUGUUAGAAAAAGAAAAAAACCCAAAACAAAGUCGUUCAGUUUUGCGGCUGUGUUCCCUGAAAGCGCGAUGGGUUUCCACACGAAGCAAAUUUGAGCCACGAAGCCUCCGUGAAGCUCGGACAUCUUGGUUCACUGACAGCACAGAGUGGACUAACGUCUCCCCUCCGUCCGAGCCACCGUCCGAGGACACCGUGCUGUAGCGGAGCUGUGAGCUCGGCUCACCAUGGCGUGGCCCUGCAUCAGCAGGGCGUGCUGCAUGGCCCGCUUCUGGAACCAGCUGGACAAGGCUGACAUUGCGGUGCCUUUGGUCUUCGCCAAGUACACGGACGUCUCCGAGAUGCAGCACAUCCAGCUGCAGCCGCAGCUACACCCUCCCCAGGCCCGAGUUGCUAUAGAAACGCAGCCGUCUCGCGCAGAAAGCCGCGCCGUUCCGACUGCACGCGCGCCGCGAAGGUGCGUCUCCGAGGAGCGCGUGUGCAGCUCUGUGAUGCGCGAGGACUUUAAGCACUGGAAAGUGCGUCCCGAACCGAGCUGUAAGCCCAAGAACGAGUACCACGAACCGGAAACACCGUUCAACAGCGAGACCCAGUACCAGAAGGACUUCAAGCCCUGGCCCAUCCCGAAGAGGUACGAUCACCCCUGGAUACCCAAACCGCCUCCGAGUGCCUCCGCGGGAGAAGAUCGCACACCGGCCAGGUCCAAGUACCCGAAAAAGCACGUGGUGCUGGCGGAGGCGGACAGCGGCGUUGAAAAAAGCGCUAUAGCCGACAAGGUCCAGGAGAAGGACCUGCUCCAGGGCCAGGAGAGGAAAAAGCGUGCCAGCAAGAAGGAGGGGGAGAAGAAAGUGGUCCUGAAGGGGGAUGGAGAGGGCAGAGGGAGGGCGGCGGACGCCGUGAACAGACAGAUCAAAGAGGAGAUUUCAGGCGGCAGCUCCUACAAAACUGAAUUCAAAGCGUACAGAGACGUGAAGCCAGUAAAGAUGAUACGGGCCAAGUCCCAGUACCUGCCACCGGAUGAAAAGACGAACUUGGAAACCAGCUACAGUGCGACCUUCAAGGCCCAGUUCCCGCUGCAGCCUGCUGACAACAAGGCCGUGGAGAGGAGGAGGAUACGCAGUUUGUACAGUGAGCCUUACAUAGACCCCGGCAAACAGGUUGACAGGUAUAGUCUCCCUCGCUCUAAAUCCAAAAAGUCUGGAGCCACAGCAGCAGGCCAGAGCAAGCCAGCGAAGAAACCCAAAGAUAAGCAGAGCACUGUGCUGAGGGGCUCCAAGAAGGCGACCUCAGAGAACCAGCCCGAGAACCGGCCUUCGGUGGGGGACAAGGAGAAAAGUAAAGAGAUGAACAACAAACUGGCUGAGGCAAAAGAGUAAAAAUCAUUUAGCACUACUUCUCCUUUUCUUUCUUAUUUUCGGGGUGAAAUGAACACAGAGGCUGCAAAAUUGAUUCAGAGUUCUCACAUCGGUUCUCAUCUGUCUCUCCUUCCUCCCCAAGCAUCUUUCCCCCUCUUUCUCAUCCUCUUCCUCAGUGCUCUGUCACUACCUCCUGGCCACACUGUUACAGUAAUAUUAGAAUAAGAUGUUGCGCUGUGAUCAUGCCACGCCAUUGCUCCUCCUGUAUCACGCUAUGCCACAUUGCUUCAGAGUGGGCGGGAGCAUCCUCUCCCCUCUCUCAGCCUAUUCGAUGCCACCCACCACCCCCACUCUGCUUGCUUCCAUCUCCAGGUUGCCAUGGCUACUGGCUGCCUGGCUAGCCAAUCGCUGAAUGCACAGGCCCAGCGACAAGCAAUUCUGGCGGCUGGCUUUGAUCAGCCGAGCAGAUUGCAUUGUUGAAUUUAUCAAGGAUUUGUUUCUUUCCUCCUUUGUGGGUUUUUUUUUUUUGAGAAAAAAAUGAAUCAGAUUGGCACUUUGGACAUGCACAAAAAUGAGCAGCAAGACUGAAAUCUUUGAUAAAUGUCCCGCUUGGUUUAUCAUGAUGAGUGUCUGAUACCUGCUCUGUUAUCUUUGCUGCUGUUCUCUGUUCACGUGCUCAGAGUCUGUGUUGAGCAAUAUCAGCUUUGUCAGAUGUGAUUUGUAAUCAGUGUCUCUUUCUGAGCUAAAUUCUGUUGUACGCCUGUUUAUAAUUCACCUAAAGAAAAACACCUCAGCAUUUUUCUCCCCUCGCGUGAAGCUCUUUCACACGGUUUGAUUUUGUAACGCACCGUUUGGGUCACACUAAACUGAUCGUGCAUUAAACACCAGUCAGUCUGCAGAGCAUCUGAGUAUCCCCCCUGAACUAGAUAACAUUGUCAUGCAGGUAUAAAGACAUAAAGACGUGGAGUAGUAACGUCGGUUCUCAGAAUCAGAGAGAGAUGAGUUCAAUGAAACUGUGAGAUGUUGCGCUUCGUAUUGUUCUCUCCAAGCGGCGAGAGCUGUCAGUCUCACUGACCAUAGUUCAGUGUAAUCACCCCCAACACUGUCUUUACUAACAGGUCUGAUCCCUGUGCAGCCUGAUUUAGACUUCUGCAGGGAAUCUUUGUAGAGCCUCUGAUGUAACCUACAUAAGUGGCCGACUUCAUUUAUGCUUGUGCCGCUGCGUUGUGUGUUAACCACGUGGUCGUGUCCUGGUGUUUUACAUGCGGUGGCAGAAAGCAGAAGCAAAAUAAAAGGCUGCUCUUUUUUCUGAUAUGUUAUUUUUGGGGCCAAACAUAUUUGUCCCCUGAGUUUUUCCACUUCUUUUCACAUUACCUCACGCCAGUAGGUAGCCUGUACUUUCUGUAAUCUCCCUCCAGGGGUUUGCUGACAUUUGUCAGUCCUUAUACUGAUGCUAUAUGAGACUGUGAUUCUUUAUCUCUCACUAAUAAAUGUUAAAAAUUGCAGCGAAAAACAUGUAGUUCCAUUACUAUGGAGGUCCACGUCAGUUACGCCGUAGGUUAUGGUGUAGAUUUCCUGCUGGAGCAUAAAUCCCCAGUGUGAAGGUGCAUGUUGUGCAUCCGCUUUUGGAUGUUUUUAUGCACUCUGCAGACUGUAAACUGCCGCUGGCUGAUAACAGACAUCUCAUGCUGCACCUUAAAGGAGCACUCUGUAUGGCUGAGGCACAGACCUGAAUGAAAAAACAACCGUCUCACUUCAAUUUUUUAAAGUUCCUUAAACUGACUUUGCAUCUGAUUUUCUUCGUGCUUAUAAAUACUUUUUUCCUGAUAUUAGAGGUACAGCGAUGUGUCUGCUGGAUCCCAUCGUUCAUCACUCUCUGUUUCUGAAUCCACGCUUUACUUCAAUCACUGAGUUUAUUUAUUAAAAUGUUGAUUCUCUUUGUCUUCAAAUUGAACAUGGUAGUGCAGAGAAAAUUGGAUACCUUCAGUGAGAUGCUGAACAAAAGAGAACAUGAGGAAAGUUUCACAAUGUUUAUCUGUGAAAAGUUGUGUGUAUAUAACUUAUAUUUACUACUAGUUUAUAGCAGGGAUACAUGCUGGCUGAGUCCAAUUCUGCACUUACUGUAAAGCAUCAGCUGCUUUAUCCUAGUGUACAUAGAGACACAUUGUUUUGCAUUAGAAGACAGUCUUGUUAUCUGUGUGCUCCACCCUACACACACCUCUGUUUUCAUGCAUCUUUCUCUCCAUUCUGAAUGAAGGACAGUACCUUCUCUGUUUCCUGUGGUGUCUGAGACAGCAGCAACUCUUACCACCACCGCUGCAUCACAUCUACCCAAGCUGAGCACUCGCUCCAUCAGGGAUAAAGGCCUGACUCAUUUAGCAUUUUGCAGCCUUUGGUUGGGGUUGGUUUGUCAUGUAACA
Oreochromis aureus is the source of this 4419-nucleotide messenger RNA. It is a transcript of the gene map6a, whose product is annotated as microtubule-associated protein 6a. NCBI's taxonomy places the organism in Eukaryota, Metazoa, Chordata, Actinopteri, Cichliformes, Cichlidae. Gene Ontology annotation, biological process: cytoskeleton-dependent intracellular transport; microtubule cytoskeleton organization; regulation of microtubule cytoskeleton organization. Gene Ontology annotation, molecular function: calmodulin binding; microtubule binding. The transcript has 3 exons. The coding region runs from base 872 to 2020 and encodes 382 amino acids. The record is from RefSeq and is a predicted model, not a curated record. Gene Ontology annotation, cellular component: cis-Golgi network; microtubule; Golgi-associated vesicle.